Glycine soja is the source of this 1723-nucleotide messenger RNA. RefSeq names its product serine decarboxylase 1-like. Gene Ontology annotation, biological process: carboxylic acid metabolic process. Gene Ontology annotation, molecular function: carboxy-lyase activity; pyridoxal phosphate binding. Lineage: Eukaryota; Viridiplantae; Streptophyta; Magnoliopsida; Fabales; Fabaceae. The record is from RefSeq and is a predicted model, not a curated record. The transcript has 6 exons. The coding region runs from base 113 to 1570 and encodes 485 amino acids.
ACACGAGCCUUCCCUUUCAUUCUUUUAUGAUUCUUCACUCAAUUUCAUUAGAAGCUGCUUCUGAGAUAAAAAUAUCAGCUUUUGUAGUUCACACUCUAGUUGCUUCUGCAAAAUGGUAGGAAGUGUUGAUGUUCUAGCUCAUGAUUCCAGCAUUAAUGGAACAAUGAAACAGUGGCCUGAAGAUUUCAAUUCCAUGACGAUUAUGAGAGAUCAUGUGACACUCACAAUUGGAGAGAAUGGCAUUGGCAAUGGGGUUGUUCAGAAUGGUACAGAAAAUGGAGAAAGAAAGAUAGUGCUUGGAAGAAAUAUUCACACCACGUGCCUUGAAGUCACUGAGCCUGAUAUAGAUGAUGAGGUUACUGGGGAAAGGGAAGCUUAUAUGGCAGGCGUGUUGGCUAAAUACAAAAAAUCUCUGACUGAAAGGACCAACUAUCAUUUAGGAUACCCCUAUAAUUUGAAUUUUGACUAUGAUGCACUCUCUCAGCUUCAGCAUUUUUCCAUCAACAACCUGGGGGAUCCCUUCAUUGAAAGCAAUUAUGGUGUCCACUCUAGGCAGUUUGAGGUUGGUGUUUUGGACUGGUUCGCGCGGUUGUGGGAACUCGAGAAAGAUGAGUAUUGGGGCUAUAUAACAAACUGUGGCACAGAAGGCAAUCUCCAUGGCAUCCUAGUGGGGAGAGAGGUUUUCCCUGAUGGGAUUUUAUAUGCCUCACAGGAAUCACAUUAUUCUGUUUUCAAAGCUGCUAGAAUGUACAGAAUGGAAUGUGUGAAGAUUAACACUCUUUGGUCUGGUGAGAUUGAUUGUGAUGAUUUUAAGGCCAAGCUUCUUUGUCACAAGGACAAGCCAGCAAUUGUGAAUGUGAACAUAGGUACAACUGUGAAGGGAGCAGUGGAUGAUCUUGAUCUGGUAAUAAAGAAACUAGAAGAGGCAGGAUUUUCACAAGACAGGUUCUAUAUCCAUUGUGAUGGGGCUUUGUUUGGUCUCAUGCUGCCUUUUGUCAAACGUGCUCCAAAAAUUUCAUUCAAGAAACCAAUUGGUAGUGUGAGUGUCUCAGGCCACAAAUUCGUGGGGUGCCCCAUGCCCUGUGGCGUGCAGAUAACACGGUUGGAGCACGUCAACGCUCUUUCCAGAAACGUCGAAUACCUGGCUUCAAGGGACGCCACAAUCAUGGGAAGCAGGAACGGGCACGCCCCCAUAUUCCUCUGGUACAGCCUCAACAUGAAAGGCUACAGAGGCUUCCAGAAAGAGGUGCAAAAGUGUUUGAGGAAUGCACACUACUUCAAAGAUCGCCUUGUGGAUGCUGGCAUUGGAGCGAUGCUGAAUGAGCUCAGCAGCACCGUUGUGUUUGAGAGGCCUCACGAUGAAGGGUUUGUGCACAAGUGGCAGCUUGCGUGCCAAGGAAACGUUGCACAUGUUGUGGUGAUGCCUAAUGUCACCAUUGAGAAACUUGAUGAUUUUCUCAAUGAGCUUGUGCAGAAGCGUGCUGUGUGGUUUAGAGAUGGGAACUGUCAACCCUAUUGUAUAGCUUCUGAUGUAGGACAGGAAAAUUGCCUCUGUGCUCUGCACAGGUAACUUGUGUGUAAUUAAGUAACUAUAUUUGUAAUGUGUUUUUUUGAGUGUUUGUGGCUUCUGUCUUCAUUGAUCAGUGUUAUGAUUGCUAAAAUAAAAACUGAUGGAUAAAAACUGCUAAAAGUCACUUGUUGGUUUAGAAAUGUUUCUAUCUGA